AUGCAGCUUCACCAAAAUUUGCCCUUUUGUUGUUCUUUAUAAUGUUUUAUUUUCACAAGCUGCAAAAAUCCAAUUUGGGCCGUCCUAUCUCCCAUCUAAAAUUCCCAUCCUCCUGUGCAGAUUUAUAAGUAGUGGUAAUAAUAUUCUAUAGUCCCCUGUCAUGCAGAAGAAUACCAGACCAAUCUCUCCUCCACAGUCCUUAUAUAAACCUUGUCUUAAACACUUUCCCAUCGCCUCUCUCUCUCUCUCUCUCUCUCUCUCUCUCUGCAGCAGCAACAAUUGUGGUUGCUGAGUGAUGGAGGAUAAUAAGCAGCCCCUCCUCCCGCCCGCCGAGAAGGUGGAACGAGCCGAUCAUCGUGUCGGCGGCGACCAGGCCCACGACCAGCAGACAAUCGCAGCGAACCUACCGCUCUCAACCACCGUCAACGACGCCUUCACCUUCACAGCACGAGCCGACGACAUCCCCCCGAUCAAGGGGCCCCGUGACUUCGUUCGGGAGUUUGCCAAGGAGUCCAAGAAGCUGUGGUUCCUCGCCGGCCCCGCCAUCUUCACCUCCAUCUGCCAGUAUUCCCUCGGGGCCAUCACCCAGGUCUUCGCCGGCCACGUUGGCACCCUUGCGCUCGCCGCCGUCUCCAUCGAGAACUCUGUCAUCGCCGGCUUUUCCUUCGGUGUCAUGCUCGGGAUGGGAAGCGCGCUGGAGACGCUGUGCGGGCAGGCUUAUGGGGCGGGGCAGAUCGACAUGCUCGGCAUAUACAUGCAGCGGUCGUGGGUCAUCCUCAACACGACAGCAGUAGCGCUGUGCUUACUGUACAUCUUCGCGGCGAAGCUCCUGCGGCUGAUAGGGCAGACGGAGGCGAUCUCAGAGGAGGCCGGGAUGUUCGCCGUCUGGAUGAUCCCGCAGCUGUUUGCGUAUGCGAUGAACUUCCCGAUCGCCAAGUUCCUGCAGGCGCAGAGCAAGAUCAUGGUGAUGGCUGUCAUCGCCGCGGUGGUGCUGGUGCUCCACACCGUGUUCAGCUGGCUGCUGAUGCUGAAGCUCGGAUGGGGGCUCGUCGGGGCCGCCAUCGUGCUCAACGCGUCGUGGGUGGUCAUCGUGGUGGCCCAGCUCGUCUACAUAUUCAGCGGCACUUGCGGGAGGGCGUGGACGGGUUUCUCAUGGAAGGCGUUCGAGAACCUUUGGGGGUUCGUGAGGCUGUCCCUCGCUUCGGCCGUCAUGCUCUGCUUGGAGGUUUGGUAUUUCAUGGCGCUCAUUCUCUUCGCGGGUUACUUGAAGAAUGCAGAGAUUUCGGUGGAUGCCUUAUCUAUCUGCAUGAACAUACUGGGGUGGACGCUCAUGGAGGCUCUAGGAAUGAAUGCAGCCAUAAGGUUGGUACUAGAAUUAUAAGCCCUCCGUAA
This is a messenger RNA of Eucalyptus grandis, 1392 nucleotides long. Its product is annotated as protein DETOXIFICATION 29. NCBI's taxonomy places the organism in Eukaryota, Viridiplantae, Streptophyta, Magnoliopsida, Myrtales, Myrtaceae. The record is from RefSeq and is a predicted model, not a curated record. Gene Ontology annotation, biological process: xenobiotic detoxification by transmembrane export across the plasma membrane. Gene Ontology annotation, cellular component: vacuolar membrane. The coding region runs from base 296 to 1381 and encodes 361 amino acids. Gene Ontology annotation, molecular function: antiporter activity; xenobiotic transmembrane transporter activity. The transcript has 4 exons.